AAGGCAAGAAAGGCUAAUCUAUGUUCUGAGUACUUCCCCCAGCAAGACCCCUGUUACAGACUGUAGGCCAAGUUGACCGUGCUGCCAUAUACCCCUCCACCCAGAUAUUAUUCUAGGGUCCACCACCAGUGUGAAGAUGACCAGUGCCUUCCUAGCAUGACGACCUUGGACCACGUAAUUGCUACGCAUCAGUCAGAGUGGGUCUCCUUCAAUGAAGAGCCACUUUUUUCUGUCCCCUCUGAGGGGGGCACUGAAGAACACCUCCCAGUACUGUCAUCUUCUUCAGACCAGUCUGAGACUUCCUCUGGGGAGAACCAUGUGGUGGAUGGAGCCUCCCAGGACCUUUCCCACUCAGAGCAGGAUGAUUCCUCUGAAAAGAUGGGUCUCAUCCCUGAAGUGGCCUCUCCUCCCGAGAGCCCUGAGCAGCCCUCACUUGACCUGGCCUCAGCCAUCAGCAACUGGGUUCAAUUUGAAGAUGACACACCCUGGGCCAGCACCUCACCAUCUCCUAAAGAAACAGGUGGGGAAGCCCUCCCAUUGACCAUGCCCUGCUGGACAUGUCCUUCUUUUGACUCCUUGAGGAGAUGCCCUCUGACCUCCGAGAGCAGCUGGACAACCCACUCUGAAGACACUAGCAGUCCUAGCAUUGGCCCUUCGCACACAGACCUGCAACUUGUCAAUGCUGAGGAGCAGACAAGUGGCAGAGCUUCGGGGGCUGACUCAACUGACGAGAACACUGAGUGGCAGCCAGGCAGGCAGACGGCGGGGAGCCCUGUUCAAGCAUGCAAGGAGCACACCUCCACCCGUACCCACGUCUUGGACCCCUGGCCACCACCCCACGCCAGGAGGAACCCCGGAGAGGAAUCUCCAGGGUCCUCUGCUCCCAAUGACAAUUCUUCCUCACUUCAGGAAGAUGAGGAGGUAGAGAUGGAGGCCAUCACUUGGCAAACCAGCAGUCCAGCUAUGAACGGGCACCCUACCCCUCCAGUGACCUCUGCUCGUUUCCCCAGCUGGGUCACUUUUGAUGAUAAUGAAAUUAGCCUCCCUUCUCUACCAGUCACCUCUCCUCUGAAGCCAGAUAUACCAUCUAUUACAUCUGUGGUCCCAGAUGCACCUUUUAACUCAACUGGGUCAGUUAAGAGGGAUCGUCCCAAGAGCACUUUGAUGAACUUUUCCAAACUUCAGAAGUUAGACAUUUCCUCCUUAAACCGUCCACCUUUCAUACCUGAGGCACCACCUUGGAGGGCAACCAAUCCUUUCUUGAAUGAGACUUUACAGGAUAUACAGCCCUCUCCUAUCAACCCUUUCAGUGCUUUCUUUGAGGAACAGGAGAGGCGUUCCCAAAACAGUUCCAUUUCCAGUACCACAGGCAAAAGCCAAAGAGAUUCACUCAUCGUCAUCUACCAGGAUGCCAUCAGUUUUGAUGAUUCAAGCAAAAGUCAGUCACACUCUGAUGCUGUUGAAAAACUUAAACAGCUCCACAUCGAUGAUCCUGAUCAUUUUGGCAGCACAACACUACCUGAUGAUGACCCAGUAGCCUGGAUUGAGCUAGAUGCUCACCCGCCUGGGCCAGCUUUGUCCCAGCCCAGGGAUGGGUGGCCAAUGAUGCUGAGGAUCCCGGAGAAGAAAAACAUCAUGUCCUCCAGGCACUGGGGACCAAUCUACAUCAAACUAACGGACAGUGGUUACCUGCAGCUCUACUAUGAGCAGGGCCUAGAGAAACCAUUUCGUGAGUUCAAGUUGGAGAUGUACCAUGAGGUGUCCGAACCCCGGCUUCAAAACUAUGAUGAGAAUGGUAGGAUCCACAGCCUACGGAUUGACCGAGUCAGCUACAAGGAGAAGAAGAAAUACCAACCCAAACCUGCUGUAGCCCACACAGCAGAGAGGGAACAAGUGAUUAAGCUGGGUACCACCAGUUAUGAUGAUUUCCUGAGCUUCAUCCGUGCAGUUCAGGACCGUCUCAUGGAUCUGCCGGUGUUAUCAAUGGACCUGAGCACAGUUGGUCUGAACUACCUCGAAGAGGAGAUCACAGUGGAUGUCAAAGACGAAUUCUCUGGCAUUGUGAGCAAAGGAGACAACCAGAUUCUCCAGCACCACGUCUUAACACGAAUCCACAUUUUGAGUUUUCUCUCUGGGCUCGCGGAGUGCCGCUUGGGCCUUAAUGACAUCCUUGUGAAAGGAAAUGAAAUCGUUUCCCGGCAGGAUAUAAUGCCCACCACAACCACAAAGUGGAUUAAGCUCCAUGAAUGCCGUUUUCAUGGGUGUGUGGAUGAGGAUGUGUUCAGUAGCUCUCGGGUUAUUCUCUUCAACCCUUUGGAUGCGUGCCGGUUUGAGCUCAUGCGGUUCAGGACAGUGUUUGCUGAGAAGUCCUUGCCUUUCAUGCUCAGGACCGCAGCCAGUAUCAACGGGGCAGAGGUGGAGGUGCAAAGCUGGCUGAGGAUGUCAUCUGGUUUCUCCUCUAACCGUGACCCUCUCACCCAGGUUCCCUGCGAGAAUGUAAUGGUGCGUUACCCAGUGCCCAGUGAGUGGGUGAAAAACUUCCGCAGGGAAAGUGUCCUUGGGGAAAAGUCUCUGAAAGCCAAAGUGAAUCGGGGGGCAAGUUUUGGCUCAACUAGUGUCUCUGGUUCUGAGCCUGUCAUGAGAGUAACACUGGGAACUGCCAAGUAUGAGCAUGCCUUCAACGCCAUCGUGUGGAGGAUAAACCGGCUGCCUGACAAAAACUCAGCUUCUGGUCACCCACACUGUUUCUUUUGCCACCUUGAACUUGGUUCUGACCGGGAAGUGCCUUCCAGAUUUGCCAGUCAUGUGGAUGUUGAGUUCAACAUGCCCACAACUUCUGCCUCCAAAGCCGCUGUGAGAUCCAUCUCCGUGGAAGAUAAGACUGAUGUCAGGAAGUGGGUCAAUUAUUCAGCACAUUACAGCUACAAGGUGGAAAUUGAACAAAAAAAGAGUUUGAAGCCAGACUUUGAAGGAGAUGAAGUAGACAAUCCCAAGGAGUGUGGGAUACAGUGACAAAGCCUUCAGUGAGGAACCUGAUCCAAGAGUCAUGACAGGGUGUCUUCCUGAAUAGCUGAGGUUUAAGUCAAUACCUGCUGUGGCCACUCCAUGCUGGGAACAGUCCAUCCGAUCUUCUCAUUUACAGUCACCUGUAUUUUAGCAGGAACCCUGAGGUGGCUGCUGUGGAGAGAGGCUUGUUGAGUCUGACCAUACCUGAAGCACAUGGUUCACCUGACUUUUGGAGCUUACUGUGUAAUUGAGCCUCCUUGUCUUUUUUCUGCUUAUAUCAGAGC
Marmota flaviventris (yellow-bellied marmot) is the source of this 3290-nucleotide messenger RNA. NCBI's taxonomy places the organism in Eukaryota, Metazoa, Chordata, Mammalia, Rodentia, Sciuridae. The record is from RefSeq and is a predicted model, not a curated record.